AUGCUCUUCAUAUUUUACAUAUUUUCGGUGGUGGCUAUAAGCAUGGAGAUGAUCGUGAAAAUUCUGGGAGCUUUCGACUUGAAAGAAAACUACAUCGGUUGUUUCAAAGAUGUAAGAUCAAUAAAAGAAAAAAGAGUAAAAAGUGUUGAAGAAUGCGAAAACCUGUGCAAAGCUGAAGAAAAUAUCAGUCUAAUCGCUCUGAAGAAUGGCAAGGAGUGCAACUGUAUCAACAGGCUUGAUGCCGCCCUACCUUCGUCCGAUUGUAUGCUUCCUUGCACUAGCGACGAGGCCUGUGGAGGUAAAGAGACUUAUUCUGUCUACAGAAUAGACCAGUAUACAACACACGACGACGUCUGGGGCGAUAUUUCUGAAUAUGAAAAUUAUUUUAUUUUGAUUAGUAAUAUUAGCUUAAAUAUCUCAUACAAUCUUCAGAGGUGUGCACAUUUCUGUUUAGAGGUCAACGCAACAUUUUUCAUGGGGCUAGAGCAGAGUCUGUGCAAGUGCUUGUAUAACUACCCCGAUGUUGUAGCACCGAACAAAUCCGAACUACAAUGCAAUGAGAUGUGUAGCGACUUGCCAGGCUCCAUUUGCAACUGUCACUAUAUAGACUCUCAAAAUACGAACUUGGUGUACGCAUUGCGGUUUCAAUACGAGUUUCAAAGAGGAAGAUCUACCUACGCACACUGCACGGAUGUCUUCACCGACAUAUGCCAUGUGCCACCUUGUAAACAUAUCGAAUUUACUGAAAUAUCAGACUGCAGAAAAGGUUGCAAAGAUGGAUGGAAGGGAGAAUCGUGUAAGGAGAGGGAUUGCACCUCAAACAACGGAGAUUGUGGCAUUGAAAUGAAAUGCGUCGAAAUCCUGGUAAAUAAAAACUUGUACGUAGAAUGCGCCUGUCCGUUCGGUACCGUAAGAAACAAGUGGCAGCAGUGCGAAGUUUUCAGGAACAACUUGGCUAACCGGCUCGAUUCCUUCCUCAGCUCAACGUACAACAUGCCAGGACGUGGUCUUAUGAGUGCAGAUCGUUUGGCUGAUGGCGCCUACGAUGGUUACAUGAUGGCUCAUACUAAUGAUCCGAAAACUGCCUGGAUGGCUGUUGACCUCAGUAUGUUGUACUGCGUUGGAUUCGUGAGAGCCUACAACAGAAUUAUGGAAAGUGAAGAAAUGUACAUGCUUAUCAAUGAAUUUGCUGUUAAGCUCAGCAAAAAUUUUGACAUAAACACCAAAGCAGGUAUGAAAAGUAAUGACGAACUUUUUCUUUGCGGAUAUGGACCUAAAAAAGCCCUGCAAGGCGGAAAUCCUAUGAUCGUUUUCUGCCAAAACUUCACUGUGCUGUCUAAGUUUGUCAUCAUCCAUCAGCCAGGAGAACGAGAAGGCAAUCUGGCUCUAGCUGAAUUGGAAAUUUACGAAGUUGGUUGCGACAUCCUCAACGGCAGGUGCGGAGAAAAAAAGUGCAACGAAGACAGAGUGAAAAAUGGGCCGCUCGUCAUAAGAUGCACCGACUGGACUGAUGUUGCCACGAUUAAUACGCCAUGGUAUGGAUGCUACGAACAGGUUGAAGCUGAAUUUUAUUUCCUCGAAUAUGGAAUGACCUAUUUGGAGUGUAAAAUUGUUUGCGACUCCAGGGAUUACCUGCUCUCCGUCAUGAAGGCCGGCCUCAAAUGUGCCUGUGGAGACAAAUUGCUAGUUAAAGGCAAAUUGUCAACCAGGCUUUGUAAGAAAGGUCACUUCAGGACAAAUUUUGUUUAUGCCGAAUGCGAAAUGAAGAGUGAAGUCUGUUCAUCACUGCUGGAAACAACAACUCUCCCAAAUACUUUAGCAACUCCUAAUGCCUUUGCCAAUCUUUCCGAACAAACCACCGUGGGACCGGUCAUUUCAACCAGCAUGAUGUACAUUAUAAUAGGAAUUUCUUCUGCCCCGUUGCUGCUUGCGAUUAUUGCCGGAGUUUUAGCUAAAAGGAGGAAGAAAGAGCCUGCUAAAUCUGCUAAACCAUCGAGUUAUGCGGAAUCAAGUAGUGUUGGGAGCAAAGUCACCGACACCGAAUAAAUUAUUUACGGUGGCCACAUACUUUUUUUUAACUUCAUGGUUUCAAAUUUCGUUCAUGUAAUUUCUAUCAAACUUAUAACUUCCUAAAUUUAUCCAU
Helobdella robusta is the source of this 2143-nucleotide messenger RNA. RefSeq lists its product as hypothetical. The record is from RefSeq and is a predicted model, not a curated record. NCBI's taxonomy places the organism in Eukaryota, Metazoa, Annelida, Clitellata, Rhynchobdellida, Glossiphoniidae. Gene Ontology annotation, cellular component: plasma membrane. Bases 1 to 2046 code for a protein of 681 amino acids. The transcript has a single exon.